Molecule: messenger RNA, 1646 nt
Organism: Myiozetetes cayanensis
Lineage: Eukaryota; Metazoa; Chordata; Aves; Passeriformes; Tyrannidae
Gene: F2R
Product: coagulation factor II thrombin receptor
Exons: 2
Coding region: 71-1402 (443 amino acids)
Biological process (GO): positive regulation of Rho protein signal transduction; phospholipase C-activating G protein-coupled receptor signaling pathway; thrombin-activated receptor signaling pathway
Cellular component (GO): membrane
Molecular function (GO): thrombin-activated receptor activity
Source: RefSeq, a predicted model, not a curated record
GCCUUCCAGACGCGGCGGUCGCCUGCCCCGCGCUGCUUGCACGGACGGAGGGACGGAGGGAGCUCCGACCAUGGGGUCCCGGGCGCUACUCUGUGCCGCGGCGCUGCUGUGCUGCCCGCUCUCGCCGCCCGCCGGUGCGGCCGCUGAGUCGCGGCCGGAGCUCGGGAGGGGCGGGCCCGAGAGGGGCGCCGCGCCCCUGCCAGCCUUUCCAAAUAACAGCAGCAUAGCACGUGUCAGAAGUUUUGCACUCUUUUCUUCUGUCAGUCACUCUGAUGACCUUAUACCUAUUGAAGGUGAUACAGACAAUGACUUGGAAGUUGGAUCAGGAGCCACCAAUCAGACUGGAUUAUUCCCACGUGAACAACGAAUGGUGUCCGUUCAAACAUAUAGAUACCUCACUAGUCCAUGGCUGACCCGUUUUGUUCCUUCAGUUUACACCUUCGUGCUUGUGCUGAGUCUCCCUCUGAACAUCACAGCAAUACUUGUGUUUCUGAAAAAAAUGAAAAUUGAAAAGCCAGCUGUAAUUUACAUGCUGAAUUUGGCCCUGGCAGAUGUCCUGUUUGUGAGCGUGCUUCCUUUCAAAAUUGCUUAUCACUUCUCUGGAAAUGACUGGGUUUUUGGACCUCAGAUGUGCCGUUUCAUCACUGCUGCCUUCUAUUGUAACAUGUACUGCUCAGUAAUGCUUAUGACAAGCAUAAGCUUCGAUCGCUUCUUAGCAGUGGUGUAUCCCAUGCGGUCUCUUGGGUGGCGCACAUUAACACGUGCCUCUCUGAUUUGUUUCAUCAUAUGGCUUGUAGCAAUAAGCGGGGUUAUACCUUUCCUCAUCAGAGAGCAAACAGUGGAAAUACCCAGGUUAAAUAUAACUACUUGCCACGAUGUGCUAAGAGCAUCUGAACUUCAUGGCUAUUACCUCCACUUCUUCUCCAUCUUCUCUUCUGUGUUUUUCAUAGUGCCAUUUAUCAUUUCUACUGUCUGUUACGUGUGUAUCAUUCGAUGUCUUAGUUCUUCUACCAUUGUUGCAAAGCAAAAUAAGAAGACACGCGCAUUGCUCUUGUGUGUUGCUGUUUUUUCUGGUUUUGUUAUUUGCUUUGGACCAACAAAUGUCCUCCUAUUAAUUCAUUAUAUCCAUUUUUCUUAUGACAACAGCUUAGAGUAUCUCUACUUUGCCUAUCUACUCAGUGUUUGUAUCAGUAGUGUUAGCUGUUGCAUUGACCCCUUUAUUUACUACUAUGCUUCUUCUCAGUAUCAGAGGCAAUUUUUCAGUCUCUUCAAUUGUAAAAAGACUUUUGAUCCUAACAGUAGUAACAGCAGUGGCCAGUUGAUGUCUACCACUAGUAGAAGGGCUACGUUGUCUACUAAUGUGAAUAACAGUGUUUACAGGAAAUUACUAGCAAUGCAUUGAGAUAAUGUAUCUUAUACAUGUUUAGUUUUUACACAAUUUCAGACAAAAAAAACACUUGUGUUAUAUCCCAGACAUGCAAAACCGUAGACCAUGAUGUUGUAUGAUACAUAGUGCUGUAUUCAUUAUACUAAUUCACAAUUCAAAUUAAAACUCUGUGUGUAUACAUAUAGUAUAUGUAAAUAGGUUCACAUAAAGGGGAUAAUAGUUGUUGAAUGUUUUUCAAAUAAACUUCUUUUUAGACAAA